This is a messenger RNA of Paracoccidioides brasiliensis Pb18, 621 nucleotides long. RefSeq names its product GTP-binding protein ypt2. The transcript is spliced from 3 exons. Gene Ontology annotation, biological process: protein secretion; regulation of exocytosis; protein localization to plasma membrane. The record is from RefSeq and is a predicted model, not a curated record. Gene Ontology annotation, cellular component: plasma membrane; endosome. Gene Ontology annotation, molecular function: GTPase activity; GTP binding. The coding region runs from base 1 to 621 and encodes 206 amino acids.
AUGGCCGGUACACGAAAUUACGAUUUUUUGAUCAAACUCCUGCUCAUCGGUGAUUCCGGCGUUGGGAAAUCUUGCUGCCUAUUGCGCUUCAGCGAGGAUUCGUUCACCCCAUCUUUCAUCACAACAAUUGGAAUUGACUUCAAAAUCCGGACGAUAGAACUCGACGGCAAACGGGUUAAGUUGCAGAUAUGGGAUACGGCUGGACAGGAGCGAUUCAGGACGAUUACCACGGCUUACUAUCGCGGCGCCAUGGGAAUACUUCUGGUCUACGAUGUGACCGAUGAGCGGUCUUUCAACAACAUCCGAACAUGGUUCUCAAACGUUGAACAACAUGCAAGCGAAGGAGUUCAUAAAAUGCUUAUUGGCAACAAAUGCGACUGGGAAGAGAAGAGGGCCGUAUCGACGGAGCAAGGCCAGCAGUUAGCCAAUGAACUAGGCAUCCCGUUCCUCGAAGUCUCCGCCAAGAACAAUAUCAACGUUGAAAAGGCUUUUUAUACACUCGCAUCUGAUAUCAAGAGAGUCAUGGACACAACUAAGUCUGAACAAGCCGGCUCCCAGGGUGUUAUUAUAGACCAUCAAGGCGGCGGGGCAGGCAGUAACCUUGGGGGGAAAUGUUGUUAG